GGUUGUUGGGUUUAUGAGUUAUGCACAUUGUCUAAUAAUAUAUAUUUCCUCUCUAGAGCAGUGAGAUAUGGCAUUAAUAACAGAUGUAUUGGUUAUAUAUAGUACACAUUCUGCCUCAGCUAAAAAUAAUUGAAAUUCCAACUGUUCUGCAAUGGAAAGAGUACUUGCAAGAACUGCAAUCUCCGUUGUUUUUCUUGUUUUCCUCUCAAGUAUAGAAGUGCAGGGUCGAAAUUCUCAUUUCAGUAGCCCUGAUCAUUUGGUUUCAGACGGUAGUGUCACUAAUGAUGGUGCUAAACAGGGAAAUAAAACAGGAUCUUCAAUUUUGCAGUUGAAAGGAUUGGAUUCUUCGGAGGAGCAGUGCGAGCAUAUGUAUGGUUUUUUGCCAUGCUCAGAAAGUGUUUUCGGCCAUCUUUUUCUGAUCAUCGUGUAUGAGUACUUGUUGUAUCAUGGCGAGACGUAUCUUCUAUCCGGAGGUGGGAGGAUUUUUGAGAUUCUUGGGACUGGUUUCUUUGGUGCCAGUGCUUUUCCGGUCAUUGCUCAACUUCCAGAGUCCUUGAUACUACUUGUAACUGGGCUGUUUAGCAGUGACGAGGGAGCUCAAGAAAAUGUCUUAACUGGAGUUGGUAUGGUAGCAGGAUCAACCAUUUUCAAUCUCACACUGUUGUGGGGAACUUGUCUGUUCUUGGGUCGACAAGUCUUUGUUAAUAAAACCAAUUCUAUCCCUGUCAGCGAUCCUUCUGCAGAAAGCCAACAAAAGAAACCACCAUCACUAUUAUCCGGUUAUGGUGUGACCUCAGAUGCAGAGACUAGUUUCACGGCAAAAAUUAUGCUUGUUUCAGUAGUACCAUUUAUCAUUAUACUAGCGCCAAAGAUUUUUAAUGUAUCAUAUAACUCUAGGGCAUAUAACAUUGACAUAUUAGUGACGCUUUUUGCUCUGAUUGUCCUCUUACUUGCGUACUUCAGCUAUCAGUUCUCUCACAGUUCAAUACAAGAUAGAAGGUUGGAUUAUUUGAAAGUUGAACAUCAGACUCAUGUCUUAGCAGUCAUUAACCAUGUGCAAGAAUACGUACCAGAAAGACUCCUGGAUGACCAUGGUGCGCCUAAUGAAGAUGCAAUUUCUAGGCUAUUCCAAAAGUUGGAUAAAGAUGGAGACCAACAAUUAUCUCAUGCCGAGCUUACAGAACUUUUCAACAGAAUCAAACUUAGCAAGUCAGUAUUAAGCAGGGAAAAGGUUAUGGAGAAUAUUUUGAACGAACUUGAUCAUGAUGGGAAUGAACAAAUCAGUUUGACAGAGUUUAUGAAAACAGUUAAACAUUGGCUUCACACAACUAUGUGUGCAGUGGAUGAACCCGCAAGCCAUUCGCAUGAUCCUGGACAGCCAAUCAAGCAUUUAGAUGAGGCAAUUACUCUGGUGCUAGAAGAACAAGAGAAAUUGAAGAAUGUGAAGAAGCAAGUUCUUGAGCAGGUUAGACAUAUGAAAGAUGGAGAAGCUAAUGAGUCUGCCAUCAUAGAGUUGUUCGAAAGACUUGAUGUGGACAAGAGUAAAUCUUUAACGCAGUCUGAAUUGAAGGCAUUGCUCUCAGAUAUUAGUGCAGAUAAGGCGCAAAUGGCUGAAGAUGAGGCACUGAUGAAAAUAUUUGAAGAUCUUGACACUGACGGAAAUGAAGAAAUUAGUCUUGAAGAAUUCACAAUAGGACUCAAAAAGUGGAUCAAGAAAACUGGCGGCAAUACUCAACAAUACAAUGUGGACAGAUCAGCAAGGGCGUGGGGAAAGGCUAUAUUUCUGUUGGUGGUUGGAAUAGUAAUGUUAGCAGUAUUAGCCGAGCCCCUGAUACACAGCGUUCAGAAAUUUGCAACAUCUGCAGACAUACCAUCAUUUUAUGUUGCCUUUGUUUUAGUUCCGUUGGCUACAAGUGCUAGAACAGCUAUAUCAGCAAUUCGAGCAGUAAGAGACAAGAUACCAAAAAAUACUCGUUUGACAUUUUCUGAGAUCUAUGAUGGGGUGUUCAUGAACAAUGUUCUUGGAUUUUCUGUUCUUCUGUCAGUUGUAUACUUCCGUGGUUUAGUAUGGCAUUUCUCUGCUGAAGUGAUGAUCGUAGUUAUUGUUUGCUCUGUAAUGGGGCUUAUCGCAUCAUUCAUAUCCCGGUUCCCAGUUUGGAUAAUGUUCAUUGCCUACUCGCUGUAUCCAUUAUCUUUGAUCAUCGUUUAUUUGGUCGAUGAUUACUUUUGGUUGCCCUGAACUGUCUAUUUACACAAGCAAAUGAGCAAAUGUAUGCAGUGGUGGAAUCAGAAAUUUAAACUUCUGAACUAAAACAUUUAAUAAUAAAUAUUUCAUUAUUCAGGCUCCGAAGUAUUUUGAUUAAGAAA
Molecule: messenger RNA, 2367 nt
Organism: Daucus carota subsp. sativus
Lineage: Eukaryota; Viridiplantae; Streptophyta; Magnoliopsida; Apiales; Apiaceae
Product: sodium/calcium exchanger NCL1
Exons: 9
Coding region: 152-2239 (695 amino acids)
Biological process (GO): calcium ion transmembrane transport; intracellular calcium ion homeostasis
Cellular component (GO): membrane
Molecular function (GO): calcium:proton antiporter activity; calcium ion binding
Source: RefSeq, a predicted model, not a curated record